This is a messenger RNA of Ochotona princeps (American pika), 2157 nucleotides long. It is a transcript of the gene ERMARD, whose product is annotated as ER membrane associated RNA degradation. Bases 124 to 2151 code for a protein of 675 amino acids. Lineage: Eukaryota; Metazoa; Chordata; Mammalia; Lagomorpha; Ochotonidae. The record is from RefSeq and is a predicted model, not a curated record. The transcript is spliced from 18 exons.
GGCCUCAGGAGGGUUUCAGCUUGUCUCCAGCCAAGGAGAGCUUGGAUGUUCCAUGGAGGAGAAGAGGGUAGAGACUUUCCUCUGUUUCCUGCUGUUUUUUAUAUCGAAGCAACAUAGCUCAAGAUGCUAACAGGAGAACCCAUUGCCACAUGUCUUUCUCCCUCGGUACAUGACAUGAUUUGUAAGCUUGGUUUUGAAGUUAAAGAACAUUGUGCUAUCAGUAGUGUUGUGUCUGACAAGGGAGAGGUACACUGGGAAGCAGUCACCAAGUGUGUGAACUGUGUGGAGACAGGCUGUGACCUGGACUACCGGGACAGUGUGCGGCUGCUGGGUCCUGUGUGUGAUGCCGUCCAGCUACAUUUCUUCUCUCUGACCAAGGGGCAGUUUGAGACGCGAUACGCACCAUGGCUCCAGUGGACAGGCAUUCCGCAGUUAUUUCCUGAAAUAUUCGACUCCUUGCAAAGCCUGCAGUCACCGGCCAUUUCUCUCAGCUUGAUGAAACUGACGUCAUGUCUGGAACGGGCCUUGGGCGAUGUAUUUCUGCUGAUUGGGAAGGAGUGUCCCUUUCUUUUAAGAGAUCUGCUUGCUUCCGUGGAACUUGCACAAGUCUUUGGUCAGCCUGUGAUGAGCGUGCUGAAAGUCUUCCUGGGCUCUCCACAGGGACUGAACUUGCGCAAUGUCCUAUGGCAUGGCUUCGCAUCCCCCCAGGAGGUUCCUCCCAAGUACUGUUCGAUGCUGCUGCUGCUCACAGCAGGGCUGGGACAGCUGCUCAAGAGCUUCCUGCAGCAGAGCACCUUGACUUUGACACAUCGACCUCUGGUAGUUCUCGGCAACGUGGAGGACUUGCUUGUGUUCCCCGAUGUUACUGAUGAAAUACUUUCAGUAUUGGAAGGAGUGAUGGCGAGGUCCUCUUUUGUGUUGAAAGUCAUGUUGCCAUACUGGGAGACUGCCGUGGCCAGGUUCCAGGCAGGCAGGUUUGCAGACUGUGCCAUAUUGUUACUGACACAGCUUGAGGCUGGACUUAGGAACAUCUUUGCCAAGGUCAACAAGUGUCCCAGAAGACUCCUGACGGCCGAGUCAACAGCUUUUUACACAACCUUUGAUGAAAUACUGGCGAAGCACUUGAAUGAUGGUAAAAUCAAUCAACUUCCUCUUUUUCUUGGAGAGCCUGCCAUGGAAUUUCUGUGGGAUUUCCUGAAUCAUCAGGAGGGUCCCCGGAUUAGAGACCGCUUAAGUCAUGGGGAGAUCGAUUUAGCUGACUUUCCGAAAGAAGUGACCAGUCAGCUGCUGGCAUUUUCCAUCAUCCUUUUGCUGCGGUUUGUCGAUGCCAAGCUGCUGGCACUUUGUAAGGAAAAUGCUGCAGUCCGGUCACUGCUCAGGCUGGCAGAGGGCUACAGCUCUCGCUGUCAUCCAGCGUCCCAGCUUCAAAAGCAGGUGCUGAGCUGUGAGGAGAGUGUCCGGAUCUGGCCUCUGCUACCUCUCCCCGAGGAAACCAGCUGGAAGGUGACCAGACAAGAAGGUGAUUCUGAAGCAGAUGCCUGCAGCUCUUUAACUGCAAAGAUUCUGGAAGAGCUGCACCAGCAUGUGCCUGCGCGUUGUGUGUAUGCUGACUCGCAGCAUCCUGCCACAGAGCAGUGGCGGCAGCUGCUUGGGGCGCUGUGUUCCACGAGCAUCCCCACCCUGUUCUGCCCCAGGGCUGUGCUAGAGGUGCUCACGGUGCUGCGCAGCAUCUGCUCGCAGUGCCAGCGUGUGUCUGACCAGGUGGCUGCCUCGGCAGCGCACAGGCACAGGCAGUGGCUGGAGAGGAGGCUGCGCUCACGCCAGCGGCACAACUACUUGUGCAUGGCAAACAGCCUGAGGCUCCUGUCCCCCGUGCUUUACCUGCUUCUACUGCUCGUUGCGCUGGAGCUGCUCAGCAUUCACAGCGUCCUUAGGAAGAAGGCCCCUGAGUACCAGCACUACCUCAAGUUCUUAAAGUCGAUCUUGCAGUACACUGAGAACCUGGUGGUUUACACCAGCCCAAAGAGGAACAAAUGGCAUGACACCAUCAGUCUGACACAAACAGUUUUGGUGAAGAUUUGGACUUUUUAUGAGAAGAAGCAAAUGCUAAUGCACUUAGCUAAGGAAUGCACAAGUGAAGUCGCCCUGUGAAAAUCC